GAAUCGAAAGCGGCGGCUUCUCUCACGCGCCGCCCAAUCAGGACCCGCUCUCGGCCCGCGCCCCAUUUCGCCUUAGCGGCCGGCCGCCGCCUCCUGCUCUCGCCGGCCCGCGUCGCCAUGCAGCCCGUGUCGUCGCCGGUUGCCCUCAGAGUGGCUCCGCACGACCCGUACAGGCCGACCCCCGCGAGCCCCUACCCCUACCCAGUGGCCUGCGUCGUCGUCCAGCCCCCGCAAGACUUCGUCAUCUGGUCGAUGUUUAGUUUAACCUUCAUGAACCACUUCUGCCUCGGUUUCGCGGCUCUCAUUUUCUCCAUCAAGGUGAAGCCGCCCUUUCCCACCCACGAAAAAAAGGGCGGGAAAGCGCCAUUACCUCACUAACCCAGUUAUUUGCCCCCCGCUUCCGGUUUUCUGCCGUCCCUCAGUCUUGGCUGCUUUUCCUCCCCAUGGGACUGGAUAGCAUUUCUGCCUCCGCUUCUUGCUUUACUCUCAUUUUCUGGGGCAGAUAUCAUUCUUCUUCCACCCCAUUCACUCAGGUCUUGGAGUGGGCCACAGACCCCUUCCCUUUCCUAGCAGCAUUUGGCUUUAACAGCUCUCCCCUCAUUGCCUCUGUGAUGGGGGGGGGGAAUCUCUACCUGUUAAAUUUCUGUCCAUCACACAGCUGUCACAGAGGCCCCUACCCCAACAGUGUUAACCCUAAACUAAAGCGUUCUAUCCCCACCCCGCUUUCCAAGGGUGUUUUCAUUCCCCUCACCCAUGUCAUCUAGCUAAGGAUGGGUUGAUUGAUGGUAGGAACCAGGCACUGCUAGGCUGCAGGGUGGAGUCAGAGGCCUUUUAACACACCUUAGCUGCAAACAAAGGGGAAAAGAUGGGUGCUCUAUGUACUUUUCAUUGCAUGUGUAUAAGAUGGUAUUUUAUAUAUAUAUUGUCACAAAAAGGCUUGCUCUGGAAGGCUUAAAACAAAGUGCCACCAGCUUUUGUUUAAUAGUCUAUGAACCAAGGGCCUACAAUGGCUUAGAAUAUAAAUUCAAGCAAUGUCAUUAAAACAAAAAUACAAAAACCAAAUGGAAUUCGGGAAUUCAAUCACAGAAAACACUGUCUGAUCUUAUAGGUAGAGAAAGCCAGAGCAAAAAGGUGUGGACAGUGUCCAGCUGACCUGUCCCAUCAGCACAGUUUACAACUGUUCAAUUGAACUUUCCCCCCUCGCGCCCAUCUGUGUCCUCCUCCAAUCUGUUCUGGAAGGUUGUGGGAACCCCUAGAGCAGACUGGUGGGCAUGGGAACGGGAGAGGAGGGGACAUUCAGUUCACAAAUGGAAAUCUUUAUGCUGAUGGGAUGCAUUAGUUGUUUACUGCCCUAGAUGUCUGAAGCAACUGAUGACGAGUUGCUGCUUCUCUUGUGGCAGAUGGAAAGGCAUAAUACAGGAGCAAUAGCAAAAAAUGCCUCUUUUUGGGUCCCCUAUGAUAUUCUGUAUGGUGUGGUGCCACAAGAGGUUAUCUAAAUUAAGGUGGUUGAUGUAGGAGCAGGCAGUCUUUCAGGUAACCUGCAAUAUAGUAUCAACCACUUUCUAAGUCCCAUGUCAUUAUAAGGACAUGGUGGGGGAGAGUUUUCUUUCAGGAAUGCUACCUCACUAUAGUCCUUGGUGUAAAAUAGAGGAUGGACCACCCCUCAGGCUCUAUUAACAGUUUUAUCCAGAAAUGAAAUCUAAAAAACACUUUUCCCUCACAUAAUUUAUACAUUUCGUAUUCUCUGUACUGUACCUUUCCUGUGAUGCUCCCACAAAUAUUUCAGUAAAUUAUAGAUCUUCUCCAGUGAGAAAGGGCCAAACUAGGUAAAAUGGGUAAAAAGUUAUUUUUUGGUAAAAGCUCCCUAUUACCAACAGGCAAUGAGGUAGAUAUGUUUAUACUAUCAAAAAAAGGCUGCCUCAUUUAUUCACCCCAAAUUAUAAUGUACUGUGGAGAAUAGAAGACAUAAAUGCCAUUUGACCAAUAGCACUUUCUAAUAUGUGCUGUGGUCUAAACCACUGAGCCUAGGGCUUGCUGAUCAGAAGGUCGGCGGUUCGCAUCCCCGUGAUGGGUUGAGCUCCCGUAGCUUGGUCCCAGCUCCUGCCAACCUAGCAGUUCGAAAGCACGUCAAAGUGCAAGUAGAUAAAUAGGUACCGCUCCGGCAGGAAGGUAAACAGCGUUUCCGUGUGCUGCUCUGGUUUGUCAGAAGCAGCUUAGUCAUGCUGGCCACAUGACCCAGAAAAACUGCGGACAAACGCUGGCUCCCUUGGCCAGUAAAGUGAGAUGAGCACCACAACCCCAGAGUCGUUCGCGACUGGACUUAACUCUCAGGGGUCCUUUACCUUUCAUAUGCGGGCAGUGUAUCAGAAUAUAAUUGCCAAGUAAAUCAUUAGUAUUUGAAAAGAGUACUAUCUCAUUGCUAACAAGGAUGCUGCAGUGGUAACACUGAGCAGGAAGUUCUUGGUUUGAAAUGAUUGCACAACAACCACAAAAAGCUCGUUUGACUUCCAGGUGUUUAUAGCAUGUGCAACGAUAUUUCUACUGCUAAUUUUCUUUAUUUUUUAUUAAAAAUACUUUUUUUUUUCCUCUACCUCUGCUUCAGUCAAGGGAUUGUAAAGUCAUGGGAGAUAAUGAAGGUGCAGCUAUGCAUGGCAGGAAAGCAAAGUACCUGAAUAUCCUUGCUUUGAUAGUGGGAAUCACAUUCUUCGUUAGUAUGGUCGCCGUGAUUGCGUCUGAUCCACCACCUUUCCAUAGAGCAGUGAAAGCAAUACUGCAGAGAUACCAAUGAUUCGAGCUGGCUAAGUUGGAACUUGUAUGUUAAGGAUAUUCUGCUCCGUACUGUAUUUAUAUCCUUAGUGUGCAUUGGCUGCACUUUCUUCUGCUUUGAUUAUACCCACUUUGCUCUUAAUACUUUCAAGGAAUGAGACAGUCUAAAGAAGACAGGACAUCCGACACAUCUGAAGAUAUAAAGGUUUAUGCUCUUCUUUGCAGCUCUACAAUCCCACCUUGUUUACAAGGACUAUGAAAGGUUAGGGUGAUCAUCCUCAACUUCUUUAUCCAGUUUGUGUUUCUCAAUACCUGUCUCAAUGUUUGAGUGAUGUUUUCUCUGUCCUAAAGUCUGGAUUUGUGGCAUUCCUAGUUCAUGAUGUUGAUGGGAACCAUCACUCUUUCUGUUUCAUUUUUCAGUAUUUUCACAGGUUUCUCAAUUAAAGUGUAUUAGAGCUUUCAUGUAUUGAAAUAUGAAGUCUCUGGUGAAUUCUCUGCAAAUAAAGGCAUAUCCUUCUGAUUCUGUGGAA
Molecule: messenger RNA, 3296 nt
Organism: Podarcis lilfordi (Lilford's wall lizard)
Lineage: Eukaryota; Metazoa; Chordata; Lepidosauria; Squamata; Lacertidae
Source: the annotation of a GenBank genome assembly